Geodia barretti is the source of this 1314-nucleotide messenger RNA. The record is from the annotation of a GenBank genome assembly. Lineage: Eukaryota; Metazoa; Porifera; Demospongiae; Tetractinellida; Geodiidae.
CCCACUCAUCGCGCGCCCGCGCAUCGUCGCAUGUGCUUGGAUCGACCAUGUCUGUCUCGAGCUCAGAGCAAGAUAAGAAGAGGAAGUCGAGAUCAGAGGAGAAGAGUGCACGUCGGAAGCGGAGAAGAGAAGAAGGCAGUCGCGAAAACAAGACCAGUAAACAGCGCAAGAGCAGUAAAUCAGAGCGUGGCAGCAGCGGUGCUGGAACCAAAAAGAAAGUGCGGACGAUCUCUGAGCUGGUGAAACUGGUGAUAUCUGGGGAGGUGAAGGUACCCAAGACACUCCGACACUACAUGGAAGAUAGAGUCCAGCUUCUCGACCAGGUCUUUACCAUUCUCUCUGAGGAUGACGUCAGAGGAAUGCUCCCGGACAUACUAAAGGCAAGAACUGUAUAGAUACCUCCACUCGUAAACCAAAGGACACUUUCUUCUGUCUUAUUAGUGUCAAGAUUAGAGGAGUUCCACUGUAAUACAUCAUUGUGUAUAGCUAUUGCAAGUCAAGACGGCUGCCUUUUGUGCAGAGGUAUCUCUAGUGUGAACUGUUGAUGGUGUUGUGCAGGGGUUAAAGUUGCGACAGGUGAGGCAGAUGUGUCUGGAGCAGCUGAAGGCCAUGUCGGGGGAGGAUGUAAUGGACUGCAUUGAGCCGCAGACCUCCACCAAUUCUCUAAAUCUGGACGCUGCAGUGUUAGAACUGCUAGGGAACCAAGCUGCCGGUGGAGAAACUAAACCACAACAGACUGCAUCUGGAGUUGAAGACCCUGUUCCACCACCAACGGCAGCUGGGGGCGACGAUACAAGUGGAGUGGGAGCUCCUAUUAAAGUUACGAGUAUAAAGGAAGGAGAAGAGGAGACUACCGGGACUGAGAUGGGAAGUGCCGGUGAUGAUGGUGGAGAAAUAAAGGAGGAGGUACAAUUCUCUCCUAUUUCGAGAGAUGAGUCACCCACACAGACAAUGGAGUGUGAUACGACCACCUCUGACAUUAGCAGGGAGGAGAGACCCACCACGGUUUGGGAGGAGAAAGGAGAAGAGGAACGAGAGAGUGAGAGAGAUUCCGUGUCCUCGGAGGAAGAAGACGCGAGUUCUGAGAGCGACUUGGACGACUGCUGGUUGUGCGAUUUUCCCGACGAGGUUUCGGAGUGGGCGCGGCUUCGAGAGAUUGGGUUUCGGCAGCGAGCACUCGAGGCCGAGCUGCGCAGCAGAGGGGAGAAGGGGGAGGUGGGGAGGGAGAGGGAAGAGGCUGGGGAAGAGGGACGGGAGGAUGUGGAGGUUUCGCAGGGUGCAAAGGUCGACAAGAGUAAGGCGAUUGAACUGCAG